Benincasa hispida (wax gourd) is the source of this 3558-nucleotide messenger RNA. RefSeq names its product Tetratricopeptide repeat (TPR)-like superfamily protein. The record is from RefSeq and is a predicted model, not a curated record. Gene Ontology annotation, molecular function: mRNA binding; protein binding. NCBI's taxonomy places the organism in Eukaryota, Viridiplantae, Streptophyta, Magnoliopsida, Cucurbitales, Cucurbitaceae.
UAUCCUUUAUGUAUUCUUAAGACGAUCAAUCAACAUCGUACCCUCUAACCUUCGUAGUCCCGUCUGGAUUUGUGUUUCUGUUCGAGUGACUUAAUCUUCUACUCAUCUCGCAAAAAAUGUUGGUGAAGAUGCAGUAUUUGGAUACGCCCUGCUUUCAUGGACUGGGUUCAACCCUUAGGGCAACCAUCGUAGGAGCCUCAGUUUCUCCUCCUGAUAAUCUCGUUCCCAUUUCCAAGAAGCACAAGGACUGGUGGAUUCUUGAAUGUCCGAACAGAGUGUUAAAGAAGGUUGGUGGAGUUCAAAAAUCCACUAAUGAUAACGGUCGUCGCCGGCAGGAAAUUCGGUUGAAAAAAGUGAGUAAAAUGGAGGAACGAGAAACCCAGAAAAAGAAUCGCCAUUUGGGUUAUAGAGAUGCGGGAGAAGAUGGAAAUGGGUCGGUGGAAAAAGUGCACUCAAAGUGUUCGACGAAAUGGCUAUCGUAUGGUGGAUGCAUACCGGCGAUUUUGCAAGCCUUGGAUGAGGUAAGUGACCUGGACGAAGCACUGAAGCCUUGGAAAGAUAAGCUUAACAAUAAGGAAAGGAGUAUUAUUUUGAAAGAACAAACCAGUUGGGAGAGGGCUUUGGAGAUUUUUGAGUGGUUUAAUAUGACCGGUUGCUAUGAAGUGAAUGUGAUUCACUAUAAUAUUGUACUUGGGAUUCUUGGGAAGGCCCAAAAAUGGAGGCUAGUUGAGAGUUUGUGGAUGGAAAUGAAUAAAAAGGGGAUUAAACCAAUAAAUUCGACUUAUGGGACAUUGAUUGAUGUUUACAGCAAAGGAGGGUUUAAAGAAGAAGCGUUGGUUUGGCUCGAGAGGAUGAAUGAACAAGGAAUGAAACCUGAUGAGGUUACCAUGGGAAUUGUUGUUCAACUGUAUAAGAAGGUCGGUGAGUUUCAGAAGGCUGAAAGUUUCUUCAAGAAGUGGUCAUCAAGUAACUCAAUGAAAUGUGAGAUUACCAACAAGAAGAAAGUAGCUUCUGUUAAAGUUGAGAGUUCCCUGCACCCUCCUAGUGUUAGUUUGAGCACCUAUACGUAUAAUACAUUGAUCGACACAUAUGGGAAGGCUGGACAGCUACAAGAAGCCUCUACAACUUUUGAAAGUAUGCUAAAGGAAGGAGUUGCCCCGACAACUGUGACUUUCAAUACUAUGAUUCACAUUUGUGGAAAUCAUGGCCAAUUGAAAGAAGUGACAUUUCUAAUGCAGAAGAUGGAAGAGCUUCAGUGCCCACCUGAUACAAGAACAUACAAUAUCCUCAUUUCUCUUCAUGCUAAGCAUGAUAAUAUUGACUUAGCUUCAUACUAUUUUGCAGAGAUGGAGGAGGCCGGUCUUCAACCAGAUAUAGUGAGUUACCGCACUCUUUUGUAUGCUUACUCUAUAAGGCAUAUGGUGGUGGAGGCUGAAAAACUUGUAACCAAAAUGGACGAAAGAGGCCUUGAGAUUGAUGAAUUCACCCAAUCUGCAUUGACCCGCAUGUAUAUUGAUGCAGGAAUGCUUGAAAAGUCAUGGUCAUGGUUCUGGAGAUUUCAUCUUGCAGGGCAUAUGAGCUCUGAGUGUUAUUCUGCCAAUAUUGAUGCAUAUGGAGAGCGUGGGUGCAUUUUAGAAGCAGAGAGAGUUUUCGUUAGCUGCCAAGAAGAAAAGAAGUCCACUGUCCUUGAGUUUAAUGUGAUGAUUAAAGCCUAUGGUGUGGUAAAGGAUUAUGCCAAAGCACAAAAACUAUUUGACAGUAUGGAGAGUAAUGGUGUCACUCCUGACAAAUAUAGUUAUAGUUCUCUGAUACAGAUAUUGGUUGGUGCUGACAUGCCGGCCACGGCACUUGCUUAUCUAAAGAAGAUGCAGUUAGCCGGAUUAGUAAGUGAUUGCUUUCAAUAUUCAAUGGUUAUAUCGAGCUUUUCAAAAUUGGGUCAUUUAAAAAUGGUGGAUAAACUAUAUAGAGAGAUGGUCAAACAUGGUGUGCAGCCUGACAUCAUUGUUUAUGGUGUGUUGAUAAAUGCUUUUGCUGAUACGGGAAAUGUUAAAGAAGCUAUUAGUUAUGUGAAUGCGAUGAAACAAGAUGGUUUGUCUGGUAACACAGUGAUAUAUAACUCCUUGAUAAAACUCUAUACCAAAGUUGGCUACCUCAAAGAAGCACAGGAAGCAUACAAUAUGCUUGAACAAACAGAUGAUGGUCCAACUGUAUACUCUUCAAAUUGUAUGAUCGACCUUUAUAGUGAACGUUCGAUGGUUAAAGAAGCCGAAGCGAUAUUUGAGAGCUUGAAGAGAAAGGGAGAAGCAAACGAGUUCACUUUUGCUAUGAUGUUGUGCAUGUACAAGAAAAUUGGAAGAAUACAGGAAGCCAUUUGUAUUGCUAGACAGAUGAAGGAACGAGGACUUUUAACAGAUUUGUUGAGCUUCAAUAACAUGAUCAGUUUAUAUGCAAUGGAUGGACGAUUCAAAGAGGCUGUUAGUAUAUUCGAAGAGAUGAUGAAAGCUGCUAUUCAACCUGAUGAAUGCACAUAUAAAUCGCUUGGGGCCGUUCUAUUAAAAUGUGGAGUUUCAAAGCAGGCUGUCAGCAAGUUAGAAGUAGCAGCAAAAAAGGAUGCCCAGAGUGGAUUACAAGCAUGGGUUUCAGUUCUGUCUUCUGUUGUUGGAAUGAAUGUUAAGGAAGAUGAUCUGUAAGUUAUUCUACUUUGCCUUGAGAAAGGACCAACUAAAGUUACUUCUGCCACAAGUUAGCUUAAAGCACCCAAAUUUGAAGGGAAAUUCAAAGCUUGUGAAAUGUGGAGAUUCGACCUUAAACACAAUGGCACUGAAACAUGUGGGGGAAGAUUGGCCAAAAUAUCUGAGAUCUAGAGGGUAGUCAAUGUUGAUGCGAUCGUGGAUAUGAAGUUGAAUGCAAGCUAGCAUUAGAUUUUCUUCUGCAAGGCAAGGCCUUUGGCAAUCUUCAGGUACAAGAUGGAACCUUUUUCCCAUCGGAUCCAUCAUGUAAAGAUACUGAGACAACCAAUCCAUGGGAAAGUCAACAAGUUUGUAAAGUCUAACUUGUGGUUGCAUAUGAAAGUGCGUGACUUGUAUUUUAAUACUGUUCAUCUCGUGUGUCAUUAAGACAUAAUUGGCCGCUUUCAAAAUAAUUGUCGGCAUGAGCGUGGCGAAGAAGGCAAUGGAGUUGUAUAUGGGAGAAAAAGGUUUGCUGUUUCGGCUCAACAAAUUUGCUUAUGCUUCCAUUUUUAUCAUGAUUGGAGGUUGGAUUGUGUUUCGGUUUGUUUGGCCUUUGCUCAAUCUCUACCAGUUGGAUACUCCACCAUUAUCUCCGACUUCUGAAUUCAAGGGCUAAUGAUCGCCAGAGCCAUCUCUCUUUUCGUUUCCAUCUACUGCGGCUGCUCAAAUAUUAUUCUACCUUUGUAAAUUCUUGUGUUAGAGAUUUCUUAACUGAUAAGUGUUAUGGAGAAUUUAGUGACUAUGAAUUUUCAUUAGAUGCAAAUUGAAGUCCAAAAAACAGGGAUACUGGGAGUUUUUCCUUCGGUGAUUAUGAAUUGGGUUUUAAUAA